CGCUCCGCGGUGUCUGUAUGUGUUCCAGGGCAGCCCCCGCAGCUGGGUACCCGGACAGCCCCGGUCCCCCGCCCCCGGGGCAGCGCGCGGGUCGCUCACCCCUCGCCCUUGUGCCCGCAGCUCCGGGGCCCGGCCGGGCGGCGCCGGAGGAGGCGGAGAUGCCGGAGCUGUCUGACAGCAGCGGCAGCGGCGGCGGCGAGGAGGAGGCCUGGGAGGACGAGGAGGACCUCGCGGAGCUGCAGACCCCCUGCCUCUUCUGUGACCGGCUGUUCAGUUCUGCUGAAGAUACAUUUUCCCACUGUAAAUCGGUGCAUCAAUUUAAUAUUAGUAACAUGAUCCAUAAGCAUGCGCUUGAGUUUUAUGGAUACAUUAAGCUAAUAAACUUUGUUAGAAGGAAGAAACCAACUGCAGAGUACUUGAAUUCUCUCAGCAGCCCACUGCCUUGGGAGGAAGAGGAGUACUUGAAACCAGAGCUAGAAGAUGAUCUGUUACUUCAGUUUGACAUAGAGGAUCUUUAUGCUUCUACAAACAUCUCAGACCCCAGUGGAUUAAGUGAUAACACAGUGAUCCUUGAACAGUUGAAAUGUAUGGAACACAGAGCAAAGCUUGCAGAAACAGCAUUAGCCAGAGCACAAGAAGAUCUUCAGAAAAUGAGACAAUUUGCCCAGGAUUUUGUGAUGAAUGCAGAUGUCAGAAGCAACUCAUCGUCGUCUAGCGCCAUUGCGGAACUCCGGGACGAUGAGGAUGGCGUUUACUUCAGUUCAUAUGGGCAUUAUGGGAUACACGAAGAGAUGCUAAAGGAUAAAGUGCGUACUGAAAGCUAUCGUGACUUCAUAUACAAAAACCCACACAUCUUCAAUGGCAAGGUGGUUUUGGAUGUUGGCUGUGGGACUGGAAUACUCUCCAUGUUUGCUGCCAAAGCAGGUGCGAAGAAGGUGAUUGGAGUUGACCAGUCUGAAAUUGUUUAUCAGGCAAUGGACAUCAUUAGGCUGAAUAAUCUUGAAGAUACAAUUACCCUAGUCAAAGGAAGAAUUGAAGAAGUUGAUUUGCCUGUUGAGAAAGUGGACAUUAUAAUAUCUGAGUGGAUGGGCUAUUUCCUUCUCUUUGAGUCUAUGCUGGAUUCUGUCAUUUAUGCGAAGGACAAGUACCUGGCAGAGGGAGGCUCAGUCUAUCCAGACAUCUGCACCAUUAGCCUGGUGGCUAUAGGUGAUAAGAAUAAACAUGCAGAUAGACUAGCUUUCUGGGAUGAUGUGUAUGGCUUCAACAUGUCCUGCAUGAAGAAGGCUGUAAUUCCAGAAGCUGUUGUGGAGGUAGUGGAUCCAAGCACACUUAUAUCUGAAGCCAGUGUCGUUAAGCGUAUAGACUGUCACACAACAUCCAUUCCAGAUCUCGAGUUUUCAUCGGAUUUCACCCUAAUUAUUACUGAAAAUACCAUGUGUACGCCUUGCAAAAUAAUCAUCAAAAGAUUCAAGUUCAAGCACAAAAUCUACCAGACCACCUAUUACCGUAAUGGAGACAAUAGUGAGGGGGAAAAAAAUCUAGUGAAAUUUUACUUGAAAUUACCCUGGGAAAGCAGAUGCAUACAAUUUUUGUAAAGUUUUCUUAAUGUGUAACUGUUUGUUAAAUGUAUACCAUAAAAAUAAGUAGGAAAGUGAAUUGCUGCAGUGAUGUUACGUUUUGAAUUUCCUGUCUUCUGUGUAUCUGAUUUCUCAAUUAAAAUUGCAUUUUUGUGCAUUUUUUCCAAUUAAUGUGUAUUAUAAAGCAUUCUUUUGUAUCUCUUUAUGAAUGUCCAUAUCAAAUUUGAUUGAGAAGUUUGAAACUAGAAAGGAUUUACCUAACAAAAGGGUGAUCUUUAUUAAUGGGCUGUUGUAAUAGGUGCUGAAAGCACAGUCCAGAGCGUGCUGUGCAUCUUAAACUCAAAUUGAUUUUGGUGGGAGUUGUAGAUGCCUGCUAUCUUGCAGCAAGUGCUCAGUACAUCACAGAAUUGAGGACAGAGAGAGGCAAAAAUUAGUGUGUAAACAGUAAUAUGAAGGGACAGCAGCCUAGUGUAUAUGUUAAAUUCCAUUGCUUUUUUUAUAUUGAUUCAAGAAAAUAAUAUGCAUUUCCUCUGACAUAUGCAGUCACAAAUUGGGCAAAAGGAUAUGUAUAGCCAUAUAAUAAAUACAGAAUUAAAAAACUCACAUUAAUGUAAUGUUAAAAUCGAGAAAUUAGCUACACUAGUCAGGAAAUCUUAAAAUCUAGCCACUGCCUAGCGCUUCUACUUGUACCUCCCAAUAAUGCUAUUGGCCGUGUGUGUCAAGAGGGGUAAAAAUAUGCAUUGUUGGAUGUUUCUCCAUGUUUUUUGUAAAUUGAAAUGUUGUGGUUAACAUUGUGUUCUCUUGUUCAUUGAAUGUGUGUCAAGC
Mauremys mutica (yellowpond turtle) is the source of this 2402-nucleotide messenger RNA. It is a transcript of the gene PRMT3, whose product is annotated as protein arginine methyltransferase 3. Gene Ontology annotation, biological process: peptidyl-arginine methylation. The transcript has 13 exons. Gene Ontology annotation, molecular function: protein-arginine N-methyltransferase activity. Gene Ontology annotation, cellular component: nucleus. The coding region runs from base 18 to 1595 and encodes 525 amino acids. The record is from RefSeq and is a predicted model, not a curated record. NCBI's taxonomy places the organism in Eukaryota, Metazoa, Chordata, Testudines, Geoemydidae.